Puccinia triticina is the source of this 525-nucleotide messenger RNA. RefSeq lists its product as uncharacterized. The record is from RefSeq and is a predicted model, not a curated record. The transcript is spliced from 5 exons. The coding region runs from base 1 to 525 and encodes 174 amino acids. NCBI's taxonomy places the organism in Eukaryota, Fungi, Basidiomycota, Pucciniomycetes, Pucciniales, Pucciniaceae.
AUGUGGCUUCCUGCUUAUUUGCUUCUAUUUGCCUCGAUUAGCCAGCUCAUAAGCAACAUCGACGCCUCCCUUGACAGCACCGGAUCAAAAAUUUGGCUUUGUGAAAGUCGUUUAUUGAAAGAUCAGGAGAAAGAGCCAGAACUGGGAUUAACAUUUCCUGGCAGCACUCCCGGGUUCUGGAGCACUUUCGACUCCUAUGGCUCACCUACAGCCGCGUUCCCAAAUUCAGGGAUCCAAUGGGCGCAAGAGCUCCAUUGCCCCAACGAAGGUCUCAGUAAGAAUUUCCGUAUGUGGGAUACUCUCCAGUGGCAGUUAAUCGGGGAGCCUGAACCAAGGUUGAAACCUCUAGUGGACGCAAAAAAUAAGAAUGACUAUACAUAUAUUAUCGAAAAUCUCGACAAAGUCAUUGGAGAAAUCUUCUCGAGUCAGCCUGCGAAAGACCUAUCUGCUCAGACCAGAGUAGCCUCGAUAGCUGCGCCUACUUGUUAUUCAAUCAUGAACGAACUCUACUUUCAGUCUCGUUAG